Messenger RNA from Epinephelus fuscoguttatus (brown-marbled grouper), 4622 nucleotides. It is a transcript of the gene kctd5b, whose product is annotated as potassium channel tetramerization domain containing 5b. Gene Ontology annotation, molecular function: cullin family protein binding. The record is from RefSeq and is a predicted model, not a curated record. Lineage: Eukaryota; Metazoa; Chordata; Actinopteri; Perciformes; Serranidae. Bases 121 to 795 code for a protein of 224 amino acids. Gene Ontology annotation, biological process: proteasome-mediated ubiquitin-dependent protein catabolic process; protein homooligomerization. Gene Ontology annotation, cellular component: Cul3-RING ubiquitin ligase complex; cytoplasm. The transcript has 6 exons.
GCUGAGGCGCUGGCACUCUGCUUUGCAUGAAUCGUGGACUCCCAAGUUAGUGGCUGCAGCUUAGAUAUUUCCUGUCAGCCUCACACAGCCGAGGCGAGGGCGGAGGAGACGAGGAGAGGGAUGGCAGAGAACAGCUCCGAGACAAGCAGCUCCCUUCACCGGAGAUGUUUGGCCCAUUCUCCGGCGGAGAGAAACAUUUCAGCCGGUGUCGGGGCAUCGAAAUGGAUCCGGCUAAACGUCGGCGGGACGUAUUUUUUAACAACAAGACAGACGCUGUGUCGGGAUCCCAAAUCAUUUCUGUACAGACUGAGCCAAGCUGACCCCGAGCUCGACUCCGACAAGGAUGAAACUGGUGCCUAUCUCAUAGACAGAGACCCCACAUACUUUGGGCCAGUGCUUAACUACUUGAGGCAUGGCAAACUGGUGCUCAACAGGGACUUGGCAGAGGAAGGUGUGCUAGAAGAGGCCGAAUUCUACAACAUCACAUCAUUAAUAAAACUCAUCAAGGAUAAGAUCAGGGAACGCGACUGUAAAACAUCACAGGUUCCAGUGAAGCAUGUGUACCGGGUGCUGCAGUGCCAGGAGGAGGAACUGACACAGAUGGUGUCUACCAUGUCUGACGGCUGGAAGUUUGAACAGCUGGUCAGCAUAGGCUCCUCUUAUAACUACGGAAACGAAGACCAAGCCGAGUUCCUGUGUGUAGUCUCCAAGGAGCUGCACAAUCAAUCAUACGGGACAAACAGUGAGCCCAGUGAGAAGGCCAAGAUCCUUCAGGAAAGGGGUUCCCGGAUGUGAAGAGGACUCAGUAUUAUGAGAUCCAGGUGUUAUGAUGCUAACAUAUCAUCUUUUGUGGAAGAACGUUUGGCACAAUGGAGAUUUAAAGUGGGGGGGGUGUGCAUUUAUUUUGUGUUUUCCCUCCAUUUUCGUUUUUAUUUCUUGAUGUAAAUAAGUCUGUUUACUGACAAUUUGUGCCUGUACGUUUAAACUGGACCUUUUUUUUUUUUUUAUUAUGAAUUAGCGGCAAGUUUUUUUUUUUUGUUUUGUUUUUGUUUUUUUCUAAUUGAGACUAAGGAAUUGCAAUCUACAAAUGUUUUAUGCUAUAAAAUAUGGCCAUCAUCAUAUAAGGCCAAUGAUUCACUCAGGGUCAUCUAUUGAGUUAAUUCUUAUAUCCUCCAACUCAAGGGUCUGGUAAGGGAUCAAUCAGUAUGGUCUUUAUAACUACAAAGUAUCAAUCUCAAAAUCAUUGUUUAGUGAUGUUAAGAAGGGAAUUGUGCAUUUAUUCAGCGCAUUUUAAAGAGUUAGGUUAUUAAAUGUGAAAUUACACCCCAGAAAUGGAAAUGAUAAAUUAGUUUUCCAAAGAUUUCCUACAGUUACACUGAGAUUUGUGAUCAUGAGGAUCCCAGCGAUAUGACACACGGAGGCAUUCGAAACAUUAGUUUGGUUCAAAAAUAUUUUUCUGUAUGUGUUUACUGUCAGAAAAGGAGUGAUCAUAUUCUCAGAGCAGCAUGAAAACUGUAUCAACAGAAACGUUUGGUAAUGCAGGUACAGGGGCGUUGGGUUAUUUAUCACUGGCAGAGCUUUUUAUGGUAAUGAGGAAGUGACCUGUAAUGAACAGAAAUAUAAAAGUCACAUUUUCACAUAGACUGUAAGUUAUAUAUGGCGAUGGCUAAUAUGGCGACGACAGAUGCUUCUUAAUUGUUUUACACUGCUUGAGAAGUAAAUGUAUUGCUUGUGUAGCUGCUUGUGGAAUCAUGCACUCAUCUUGCGUCCAGGGUAAAACGUACCCACAGAUAGGGCCAGUUUAUGCUGUGGGAUUAAAUAAUUUUCAUGAAAUCUGCUUACUUAAAUCAUAAGCAUACAUGCUAAGCCACCCAUGUUCACUCAGAACGUGCUUCAAAGUAAGAUUUUGCUGCUUCUGCAGAUGUGGCCUUUCGGACAUUGAUCUUAACUCCUCAUGUUCAUAAGUCUAAAGUUAACUGGCCAAAACAGUCAAUGGUGUUUUAAAAUGCAAGUUCUGUUUUACAGUGAUUUAUUUUUUAAACAUCAGUGUCCCAUUUACUGUUGGGAAAAACGUCCUCAAGACAAUUGCGUCUUUUUUGGGUUUUGUUUUUUUUCCCCACUGACUUCUGAGUAGGCUUGAGCGAUAUCUUUUUUUAUACCCUGAAAGUCCACUUUUGGGUGUAUGGUGUAUAUGACGGCGUUAGUGAGCUGCGCUAGCUAAUGUCCCCCCUCGACUAGGGAGUUUGCUACACUCUGCAAGCACUCUCAGCUUUUUCAGUCUAAUAAAUGAUCAAUAUAAACUCACAAAAUGUCAAGAAGGGUAAUAGUCUUACACCUGCUUCCCUUAUUAAACAGAGAAAUACAACUACACCUUCUGAAUUCAAGUUACUCUUGUAUCAAACGAAGUCUAGCUUAAUUGCCUUAACUCGUCGUAAAACACACUCCAUUCAAACUUGGCAGAAACAAAAUAUAACGUGUCAUUCAGUUAGUCCACUUUUCCAACAUACACCAGCUAUAGUUGGUUAAAAUGAACCCCUAAUUCACGGAGUUACACGACUGUUGCGGCUGUUACAGUCCUGUAGCGAUAUCCCCACCACAGCUCAGCUGCCUCUUUCACCAGUAGAGACUGGCCCCUGGUGGCGAAUGAUGUGCACUACAUAAAAUGAGCUAAACAGAAAGAGGAGCGUCUGUAUUUUUUGACGGUAUUGGAAAUCACACUGUAAGGAUUUCUAAACAUCCUGGUAUACCUUGGUACCGCCCAAGCCUACUUCUGAGUUGUACUUAACUAGUUUAUGUUUGAGGGAAGAUCAGUUUGUUUACGAGCUUUUUUUUUUUCCUGAGGAGAAGUAUUCGAGGUGUGGGAGGUUUUGUGGACUGGAACAGUUUGAAGGCAGUGGUGAAGGACUUUCUGAUCAUAUCCAGAGGAUUUUGUUUUGAUGUAAAUAAUCCAAAUUCAAUAUUAAUAUUUAACUCUUUAAAGAAAAAAGAAACUGCACGUUUUGUACACUGUAUAGAAAACACAACUUGGAACGGAAGUUGUUUAUACUGGAUCUUUAAAAAUGAGAAAACCUUGACAAUGUUAACUUCUGUUUUGCAUUGUUUGUACAGAGAUUUCUGCGUUAGGUUUGAAACAGCUGAUGCUGAACAUGGUGUCUUUCACUGAGAACAUGCCUGGAACAUGUUUUGAUAACCAAUAACAAAGCUAUACUUGGCUGGCUAUGAAGUUGACUGUUACAUUUAAAAAAACAAAACAAAACAAAUGUAUUUUUCCUGCAUUGUGAUAGAUUCUUCUAAGCAUUUUGAAUUGUGUAGAUUUCGUACACAGCAUUACAAGCACUACAGUGGGAAAAACACACUGUGCACAUUGCUUAUAAGCCUGUAAUGUUGUUAAUGUAAAUACUGCAUUUUAGAACACUUUUUUUUUUUAUAGAAAGUUGUUUUCAGGUUUGAUGUGUGGUUUUGAUAGGUUAGAUAUUUCAUUCACAAAUAAUCAUUUAGUGUUGCCUUUUUUUUUCCCAAUGACCAAAAUCCAAUGUCUUAUGUGUAUUGUACACAUUGAUCUUAGUGUCAGGGAUGAGUAAACUUUUCUUAAUGCUGGCACACUUUGUACAUAUAGACUUGUUAACGACACACAAACCUCCAUUUACUCACAUGUACACGUAUACACUUGACUAAAACAAUUUUUAUAUUGUCGGGGAAACAAGUAUGGAUGCAUGUUUUUUGAUAUAGAUAUACACACAUGUACACACGGACACACACAAGGGCUUUUAAAGUGCAAAAUUUGACAAAGAGGUUCAAUCAAAGUAGACUGGAUUUCCUGCCAGAGCUAGGCUAUGUUUACAUUUGCUAUAGUAUUCUGAAGCCUUCCAAUUAUGUACUGUCUUGCACUCCCUCACGCAUGUUAACACAAGUCUGACUUGUGUGACUGCACCAAUGGCAACUAGCACUCCCCACUCCACAUGGACAGAUAUUCACACAGACGUGCUGACUGAUUAUACUCCAUCCACUCCUGGCAGUCUGUGCUUGAGCGUUACAGACAAUCUUGCUUUCCGCCCUCUGAUGGCAGAGAUACUCACUUUUAAUAGGAUGAUACUCACCUGCGUUGGCUCAGAGCAAAGGUUUAUUUGGGUCUUCUUUUGAGACUUCUUUCUGCAAUGAGAUUUAAAGUGUUUUUGUGUUUGGUUUGCUUGUAACUUCAUUUGAUAUACUUUGAUCCGAGGUGUUUAACCCCUCUACGUUUAGCAGCUACAUUACCUUUUAAUGCCCUUCACAAACAGGUCAUCUGGUUGAGCAUUUGGCAUUGAUAAUCAUUUCAUGUGAUGGACAAACUUAUCAAAUCUGUAGCCUAAUACUUAUAAGUGCCCAGUUUGUUUUGCAUUCAAGCCACAGAUCACUGUAAUGCAUGGUUGAAGAUGAUCACACUUGUAAUCAGAGGGAAUGAAUGUGUCAUUUUUCCUCAAUCUAGCAAUUACAUCGAUGAAUAAGGUUCUCAUAUCACUACAUAGAUCACUAUUCUAUAUGAUCUUAUGCAAUGUUUAAAAUGUACAAAUUAAGUAUGAGGUUAAGGGGAUAGAUCUAUAUGGUCUUGCAUAAGGUAAACCCAAUAAAAAUGUUGUCAUUGA